AUGGUCAGAAUUCGAGGAGCUGUCUCUGGGGGUCGGGGAGAGCCCGACCCCAGAGUCACAAUCACAACCCGAAAAACGACCCCGCAAGGCGAGGACAAGUCUCAGGAUAAACCCGCCAAUGUGCUUGAGGGCAAGAGACAGAGGAAGCCGAAGAAGGCCUUCAUCAAUAACAUCAUUGCUAAUGCCUCGAAGCACAGGCUUCACGUUGAGGAUAUGCCUCCUGUGCCAACCUCCUUUAAAGCCGCGAUGGCUUCGGAAUACGCCUCCCAAUGGAUAAUGGGGAUGGGGCGUGAAAUUGAGGACCAGAUGAAGCUCGAAACGUGGACCAAGGUGGCCAGAAAGAUGGUUGAAGAAGCCGGCCACUUCAUAAUCCCGUUGCGAUGGGUAUAUGCAUAUAAACUGGAUGAGCAGGGCUACGUCACUCGCUUUAAAGCCCGACUUGUGGUCCGUGGAGACCAGCAGCCGGAAGACAACGAGGACACAUACGCGGCCACACUACGAGCAAGAACCUUCAGAGUGUUAAUGGCCCUCUGCUGUCUUGAAGACCUUGAAACAGAACAGUACGAUGUGAAAACAGCGUUUCUGUAUAAUAAGCUCAAGCAUGCCAUCUAUUGUCAGAUGCCACCAGGCUACCUUGAGCCUGGGCUAUGCUUGAAGCUUCUCAAGGACUAUACGGGCUUCGAAUCGCUCCAAGGCUGUGGUUUGAGGAGCUCGGCUUCUUCAAGAAGCUGGGCGCUCAACAACUCGUCGAAGAUGCCUGCGUGA
Hirsutella rhossiliensis is the source of this 765-nucleotide messenger RNA. RefSeq names its product reverse transcriptase (RNA-dependent DNA polymerase) domain-containing protein. NCBI's taxonomy places the organism in Eukaryota, Fungi, Ascomycota, Sordariomycetes, Hypocreales, Ophiocordycipitaceae. The record is from RefSeq and is a predicted model, not a curated record. The transcript has a single exon. Bases 1 to 765 code for a protein of 254 amino acids.